UUUAUAUAAAGCGACGUAGCUAGAAUGAUAUAUAACGACGCGUAACUGUCAUUUACUUUUUCAUCUAAUACUGAAACUUCUAGAAGGAAACGGCAUGAUACGAAGUAAAGAAACAGCAUUUGUGUGCGGAGUUGUAGGGCGUGGCAUACGAAUCGAAACUAGAGCUAGAAAUCGUGCAAGAAAAUCAGCUCGAUUUUUUAAUUUAAAUAGUCAAUUAUUUUUUAUGAUAUAAAUACCCAUAUGCAGUCUCUACGUCAAUAAGGCCAAAAUUAUACAGCUGGUCGGGAUACUGUACCUGCAGUGCGCGCAGCCAAAAAGAGCGAUCGAUUGUAAUUGAAAAAAAAAAAAAGAAUUGAGAAUAUAAAUAAUGACCAACAAGUGUAAUGCAAAUACGAUUAUUUCUGUAUUUCUGUCAGCAUUGUUGGUACUAGGUAUAUGUAUUUAUGGAAAGAACUAUCUGAAAGAUAUAUCAAGGCCCAGUGAUUCACACAAAUUAACAGAUAUUGAAAAUUUUUCUAAUUACAUGGAAAAAUUUAAGAAAAACUACGACUCUAAUGAAUAUUUUCGCCGUUUAAAAAUUUAUAAGAAUUCAACAUUGGAGAUUAUUCGGCUUAACAAAUUGGAGAACAGUUUGAAUGUUGAGUCGGCUGUGUACGGACAUUCUAAAUAUUCGGACUGGAGUGAAGAGGAAUUUGCUAAAGUAAUGCUGACGAAGAUGAUGUCAUCAUGCAAGAAAUCAUCAAGACGAUCAUUUUCAUCGUACGAGGAGCUGAAUAUACCGAAGAUGAUGGAUUGGAGACAAAAGGGCGUUGUGGGGCCCAUCCUGGAUCAAAAAAUGUGUAGCGGAUGCUGGGCUAUAAGUAUCGUGGGCGUUAUGGAAACAAUGUUAGCCAUUGGUUUGCAGAAAAAUGGUACCAUGCGACCUCUCACCAAAUUAAGUAUUCAGGAACUAAUCGACUGUUCAAAGCGUAAUGACGGCUGUCGAGGUGGAAAACCGUCAACUGCUCUUGAGUAUUUGAAAAAGAGUCGCCUGCCAAUCGUCACUGAGGAACAGUAUCCUCUGUUGCUGGUAGACCAAACCUGCAAAAUCCGUGGCCGACCGAACGGCGUACUGGUCACAGAUUACACGGAUUUGUGUAACGCACAAGAAGAGGAGAUGCUUCGUCUACUCGCGAAGCAUGGCACGCUCAUAGCGGUUGUGAACGCCAAACUUUGGCAGCACUAUGUUGGCGGAGUGAUACAUAAGGGCUGUCUGGGCGCUGAAAGAUAUCUGAACCACGUCAUUCAGAUUGUAGGCUACGAUCUGACAGCUUCGACCCCGUAUUAUAUAGUCAAGAACUCGUGGGGUGAAGACUUUGGAGACGAGGGUUAUGUUAAGAUUGCGAUUGGACACAAUGUGUGCGGAAUCGCCGACGAAAUAUCCUAUUUGAAUGUUUAGCUCAAAAUCGAGAUACGUCACUCUUGCUACUUUUUUAAACCCUGACGCAAAAAGAGAAGUCUUAUAAGAAUAAUUUGCUAAUAUUGGAAUUUAAACUGUGAUUAACAUGAUAUCUAUCUUGCUUUAAAAUACCUUUAUUAGUGGUAACCCAAAAUCAGUUCGGUUUUAUGCCAGGUCGGAGUACCACAGACGCCAUAUUUUUACUGCGUCAAUUAUGUGAAAAGUUCAGACGUGUUCAUAAGAACUUGGAUAUGGUGUUUGUGGUCCAAGAAAAGCUAUAUGACAAAGUACACCGAACGGUUUGAUGGUGGGCCCUGAAAAAAAAGUAUACCUGUUAAGUAUGUGGAGUUAAUUCAGGCUAUAUACUGUCAAUCUCUUGCAUAUGUUCGAUCGGCCGCUGGCAACACCGAUGAGUUUAAUGCAGCCGUGGGGUUGCACCAGGGAUCAGCAUUAAGCCCUUACCUCUUCUUGUUGGUGAUAGAUGCUUUGACAUCGCAUCUAAAGGAGGAUGGUGUAUGCUAUUUGCCGACAACAUUAUUCUUGUCGUUGAGAAUAAAACUAAGGUUCAGAGUGGACUGGUAGAGUGGCAACAAAGUCUAGAGAGUUUUGGUUUGAAAAUCAGCAGAAUCAGAACUAAAUACAUGUUGUGCAAUUUCGGCGGUCCCUUUAGUUCGGAAGUCAUAAAGCUUGACGAUACUAUUAUACCAGUCUACCCCGAUUUCCGGUUCCUAGGUUCACUCCUACAAAGCGAUGGUGAAUUAGACCGAACAGUAAAGCACCGAAUUAACUUAAGAUGGAUGAAAUGGCGGCAGGUUAUGGCAACCAGAUGUGACUCGCGAAUUUCCUUUAAAUUAAAGGAGAAAAUUUACAAGAGCAUAUUCCAGCCUGUUGUCUUGUACGGAUUAGAGUGUUGGACAACAAAGGUGAUAGACGAAAGGCGACUGUACGUAGCUGAGAGGCGAAUGGUGAGGUGCAUGUGUGGUACAAGAAUGCACAAAAUUAAAAAUGAUUAUUUCAGUGGAUGUAUGAAAAAAGCGCCAGUGAUAAAAAAGUUAAAAAGUAACCGUUCCUCCUGGCAUGGACACGUGAUACGCAGAAAUGAUAAGCAUAUUUUAAAAAAGGUAUUAGAAAUGGAAUUAAUUGGCUAUAAGGGCAGAGGAAAACCUAAAAAGACAUGGAUGGACUGUGUGAGAAAUGAUACGCCCUGAAUGGGAGUGAAUGCUAAAUUCUAUUAUACAAAUACAAACCCUAUACAUACAUUCUCCUUACGUGUUCUCAAAUUGACUAGAAGAAUGCCCUGUAAGAUCUCUUUUCAUCAGGCGGACCCUCAAUCUGUAGCCGGGGGAGUUCGUGACGGACCUAUUGUGAAAUUGUUUCUAAUUUUGAUAUUUAAUUAUUUAGUCUGUAAAAUAAUAUUAUUAUGUGUAGGUCAACGGCUAAUGUAAUCUCUUUAUAAUUUAAAAAUUUUGCUUCAUCAAGUAACAUCAAUCAAGAUUAUAGAUAGAUAGAUAGAUAGAUACUCUUUAUUGUUUCCUCCAAAAGAUUACAGUAGUAAACUUAUUAUAAAUAUAAACAAUUACAAGAAAUAAUCACAAUGAGAAAACAAUGGGCAGCCUUAUCGCUAAGAGCGAUCUCUUCCAGGCAACCUUUGGAUGGAGAGGAGUAAUUAUAAACACACCACAAAAUUAUAAAUAAUUUUGUGGUAAAAAAAAAUAUUCUAAUCUAACUCACAAUUGAAAAUGAUAUCGAUUAAUAUAAUACAAAAUUGUAAAUUGUAAAUAGAAUAUUAUUUAGACCUCACCGAAGAGCAAUUAAACAAGCUUGAGCGUCUCCAAAAUUUAUGUAUCCGCUUCAUAUUUGGUCUUCGCAAAUAUGAUCACAUUUCUCAAUUUCGUACUCAACUCAAGUAGCUCUCUAUCCGUUUUCGUCGUAAUCUGCAUAUCCUGUCUCUUCUUUACACAAUCCUUUUUAAUCCUGCUGCUCCUGAUUAUCUAAAAGACCGAUUCUUGUUUCUCAGUGAGGCUAAUGAUCAUACUUUACGCAGUGUCAAUAACCUCCGACUUAAAUUUCCCACUCAUUCUUCUCUUUAUUCAUUCUUCUCUUCCUUUUAUUCUAAAUCCUUUACUGUUCAGGCAGUUCGUCUAUGGAACUCACUACCUACCUCUAUUCGGUGCGCUCAAACUCUUACUAGCUUCAAAACCUCUGUUAAAUCUUACUACCUCUCACUUUAGUACUAUUUUCCUGUAUUCUCUCUUCGUUUUCCUUCGUCAUUUUUUUCUGUUGUAUGUAUGCUGUUAAGUAUGUGUAUGUUAUGUAUAUAUUUAAUUGUGUAUAUAUUAUAUAUGUAUGUGUAUGUAUGUAUGUAUGUUAUGUAUAUAUUUAAUUGUGUAUAUAUUAUAUAUGUAUGUGUAUAUAUGUAUGUAUGUAUGUAUGUAUCUAUAUAUGUUUGUAUAUGAUAAUAUUUAUAUAAUAGUGCGCCACCUACUCUUUGUCUUUUUCUCAAUGUCCUCUACCCAAAGGUUGUCUGGAAGAGAUUGCUUAGCGAUAAGGCCGCCUUUUGUAUCACUUCUCAUUAAUAUUUACUGUAUUUGUUAUUUCUCUUUUUAUUUGGUGCAAUAAAGUGUAAAUAAAUAAAUAAAUAAAUAAAUAGUAGUUGAAUUGGAAAUCUCCGCUUUUUGAUGUUGGUUAAAAAUAGAAAUGUUUUACUUAAUAGAUAAUUGCCUAUAAAUGUUAUUUUCAAAAAAUAACCUAUAAGUUAAUCAUUACCAAUGUACUUAAGAAUAAAUCAAGGAUGAAAUUAACAUGAUAAUGUUUGUGUGUGCAUUGAGAUUAUUGUAAGACCACCUUGUGUAGUACUUAUUCUUAAAUAUUUACUAUUUUAUGUAAUAAAAUACAGUACACUGCCAGGUUAUGAUUAUUUAUUUAUAAGAUCUUUAGUGUAAUGACACGUUACAGAACCAACUUUAGACGAAAUUCAUAUUUCUGCAGAGCUCCAGUUAAGUUUAACAAAUUAUUGUUUGACCAUGAUAUUGAUCUGUUCCACACAAAACCGCAUGCAAUUAAAUUGCAUGUAGCAGAAUCAUUCCUUGGUUCUCGUCCUGCUGCACCUAAUUGACUAUUUUAGUAAUGUUGUUUUGCUUUAUAUUGCUUUUGUUUUGUUAUUAUAUAUUAAGCUAAAAGGUGUCUUAUCAAAAUUUAUAACUUUUUAAUUAUUAUGGAUAUGUGUAUAUAUGCGUGUGAAUGUAUAUGUAUAUAUAUGUAUAUGUGUGUAUAUGUAUAUGAGUGUAUAUGUUUGUAUGUAUAUAUUUUGCAUAUAUACAAACCGAUCAAUUGUGUCAUUGCGCAAAUGUGAAAACGAUUCAUAGCUUAACACAGAUAUAAAUUUCAUUAUGUACGAGUAUUGACUGUAAUUCAGCUGAACGUUUUCCAAAAAAAAAAUAUAUAUAAAGACAUCAUAGUAUGAUGUCAAUUUACAUAUCCAAUAAAUGAAAGGUGAAUGAAUGAUCUGUAAAUGUACAUAGUUCAUAAGGUAGUAUUAUAAAGAGAAAAUCCUGAAUAAUUCAUCAACGCACAGCCGAAACUACUGAAGUUAUAAUUAACAAAUGUUGACGGUAAUUUUCUUUUAUAAUCUACAAAAAUAACAAGAAUAUUUGGAAAUUCGGACUAUAAGUGUGUAAAUGUAUAAUAUAAUAAGGUAUGUGUGCAUGUGUGUGUGUGUGUGUGUGUGUGUGUGUGUAUAUAUGUGUGUGAUAUAUAUAUAUGUAUGUGUAUAUAUAUAUAUAUGUCGUCCUCCGUGGCGCAGCGGUCAACACGCCUGCCUGCGACGUGGAGGCCCCGGGUUCGAUCCCCGGCCAGGUCAUGAUGGAAAACGAUCUUUUCCUGAUUGUCCUGGGUCUUGGAUGUUUAUCUAUAUAUGUAUCUAUUAUAAAUAUAGUAUCGUUGAGUUAGUAUCCCAUAGCACAAGUCUCGAACUUACUUUGGGGCUAGCUCAUUCUGUGUGAUUUGUCCGUAUAUAUUUAUUUAUUAUUAUUAUAUAUGUAUAUGAUUAUCCAUGUGUUUGUAUAUUUACCUUUAUAAUUGUUAAUGUAUAAGUUAAAUAUUUUUUUGUUGUAUAAAUUAUAUUGUGUUUACAGACUUGUUUAGCUGUGUGUUUAUGUUUUGAUCAUGCUGUGUACGCAUAUUUUUGGAGGGUUAGCUUGAACAAAACAUUAUUGUACUGUAUUAAUUAAUUAAUUAAUUAAUGUAACCAUGUUAAUUCUCUGUAAUGUGUACCUAUUGAAAUAAAAUAAAUCUGAGGUCGGACUUUUA
Messenger RNA from Galleria mellonella (greater wax moth), 5746 nucleotides. Its product is annotated as cathepsin O-like. Gene Ontology annotation, cellular component: lysosome. NCBI's taxonomy places the organism in Eukaryota, Metazoa, Arthropoda, Insecta, Lepidoptera, Pyralidae. The transcript is spliced from 8 exons. Bases 368 to 1438 code for a protein of 356 amino acids. Gene Ontology annotation, molecular function: cysteine-type endopeptidase activity. The record is from RefSeq and is a predicted model, not a curated record.